AUGGCUGAUGGAAAUGCUGAAUGUAAUAUCAAGGUUUUGUGUCGCUUUCGUCCAUUGAAUCAAUCCGAAAUUAUCCGUGGAGACAAGUUUAUUCCAAUAUUUCAAGGAGAAGACACUGUCAUCUUUGGGGGCCGUCCCUAUGUGUUUGACAAGGUGUUCCCCACGAACACCACCCAGGAGCAGGUCUACAACACCUGUGCCAAGCAGAUAGUCAAAGACGUCCUGGGUGGAUACAAUGGCACAAUCUUCGCUUAUGGGCAGACGUCAUCUGGGAAGACACAUACUAUGGAGGGGAACCUUCACGACCCACAGGGAAUGGGGAUCAUCCCACGCAUCGCAGAGGACAUUUUCGAGCACAUAUUUGCCAUGGAUGAAAACCUAGAGUUUCACAUCAAGGUGUCCUACUUUGAGAUCUACAUGGACAAAAUCCGGGACUUGUUGGAUGUGACAAAGACUAACCUCUCAGUGCACGAAGACCGCUACAGGGUUCCCUAUGUAAAGGGCUGUACAGAGCGUUUCGUCAUGAGCCCAGAGGAGGUGAUGGAUGUGAUAGAUGAAGGAAAGGCCAACCGCCACGUUGCAGUCACCAACAUGAAUGAACACAGCUCACGCAGCCACAGCAUCUUCCUGAUAAAUAUCAAACAGGAAAAUGUGGAAACCGAGCAGAAGCUGAGUGGGAAGCUGUACCUAGUCGACCUAGCAGGUAGCGAGAAGGUCAGUAAGACAGGUGCAGAGGGAGCCGUGCUGGAUGAAGCCAAGAACAUCAACAGGUCUCUGUCCGCCCUGGGGAACGUCAUCUCAGCCCUCGCAGAAGGAACGAAAUCCCAUGUACCGUACCGAGACAGCAAAAUGACACGCAUCCUUCAAGACUCACUGGGCGGAAACUGUCGCACCACAAUGUUCAUCUGCUGUUCCCCCUCCAGUUACAAUGAUGUGGAGACCAAGUCCACCUUGAUGUUUGGCCAACGAGCCAAGACCAUACGCAACACAGUGUCUGUGAACCUGGAGCUCACAGCUGAACAGUGGAAGAAGAAAUAUGAAAAAGAAAAAGAGAAGAACCGUUCACUGAAGGAGAACAUUCAGAGGCUGGAGAUCGAGCUCAACCGCUGGAGGAAUGGGGAAUACAUGAGCACAGAAGAAAAGCUGCCAUCGGUAAAAGCUCUGCCCCUGGUGCCUCCUGAAUCUGAAGAGGUCAUCCCCGAUAUAUGCAGCCCCUGUACCCCAUGCACCCCAUGCACCCCCUGCACCCCUUGCUCCAUCGCCUCCUCCAUUGUCGUCCACAUUUCUGACGAGGAGAGGCAAAAGUAUGAAGAGGAGAUCCGCAAGCUCUACAAACAGCUGGAUGAAAAGGAUGACGAGAUCAACCAUCAGAGCCAGAUGGUGGAGAAGCUGAAGAAACAGAUGCUGGAUCAGGAGGAGUUAUUGGCGUCUUCAAGGGGUGACAGUGAGAAAGUGCAGUCAGAGCUGGGCCGGUUGCAGUCGGAGAAUGAGAGCUCCAAAGCGGAGGUGAAGGAGGUGCUGCAGGCCCUGGAGGAGCUGGCCCUCAACUACGACCAGAAGAGCCUGGAGGUGGAGGAGAAGACCACUAAAAAUGCACUGCUGGCAGAAGAGCUGACCAAGAAAAUGACUCGUCUCGUGGCUUUGGAGGCAGAGCUGUCCCGUAUCCAGGAAGUGAGCAGUCACCAGAGGAAACGCAUCACUGAGAUCCUCAACGGCUUGAUGAGGGACUUGAGCGAGUUCAGCACAAUAGUCGGAAACCGGGACAUCAAACUGCCGGCCGAGAUCACGGGUGCCAUAGAAGAGGAGUUCACUGUGGCGCGCCUCUACAUCAGCAAGAUCAAAUCAGAGGUGAAGUCUAUGGUGAAACGUUGUCGUUACCUGGACAACCUUCAGAUGGAGUGUCAGCGCAAGAUGGAGGAGACGGGCAAAGAGCUGUCCUCAUGUCAGCUCCUUGUUUCACAGCAUGAAGCAAAGAUCCGUUCUUUGACCGACUGCAUGCAGAACGUGGAGCAGAAGAAGAGACAGCUGGAGGACAGCUAUGACUCUCUCAAAGAGGAACUGGCCAAACUCCAAGCUCAAGAGAGUGUGUCACGGGUGGCCAUGCGGGAGAACCACACAACAGUCCAGAAGUCGGCCAGGAUAAAGAGGGCCAUGGAGCAGCAGAUGGCCUCACUCAGAGAAGCACACAGCAAACAGCUCAGCCUCCUGAGAGAUGAACUCAGCGAGAAGCAGAGGACCAUUCACCAGCUCUCAGAUUGUAACCAGAAACAGCAGUUGGAGCUAGACCAACUCCAUGAGGACUUUGAACGUCUGAAGAGCCAGGAGCAUCACAAGAGCCGGCAGCUGGAGGAACUAACGUUUCUUAAUGAGCGACAUGAGCAGUCAAAGCAGGACCUCAAAGGGCUGGAGGAGACUGUUGCUCGUGAGCUCUACAGCCUGCACAACCUGCGCAAACUGUUUGUUCAAGACCUCACCACUCGAGUCAGAAAAAGUUCAGACUUGCACCUGGAUGACAGUGGAGGUUAUUUUACUCAGAAACAGAAGAUUUCCUUUCUCGAGAACAACCUGGAGCAGCUCACAAAAGUUCACAAACAGCUGGUCCGUGACAAUGCAGACCUGCGCUGUGAACUUCCAAAGUUGGAGAAGCGUCUCCGAUCUACAGCUGAGAGAGUCAAGGCUCUGGAGGGGGCACUGAAGGAGGCCAAGGAGGGCGCCAUGAAGGACCGUCACCGCUACCAGCAGGAAGUGGAGCGCAUCAAAGAUGUGAUGAUCAGGACUCGCAACCCUUUCCGCCGCCCACACGCAGCUCAGAUUGCGAAGCCAGUGCGUCCGGGCCAUUACCCGCUGUGUCCUCCCUCCAAUCCCUUCUUGAGCCGAGGCUUCAGCGAGCACCCCAUCACCUUCUGCAACGCCGUCUUCUACAACCAAAACAAACAGAAAGCAUCCGUCCCCGCUGAGCCCCUUUCUCCAGACAGCGAGCCUGAGUCCACACCGAGCAGCCCCACCAAGAUGCCUCACGCACAAGACAGCCAGGAGUGUGAUAAUGGACUACAAAACAGCAUUCUUCCAGUGGAUCCUGUGAAUACAGCUGCCAGCAGCACGGCGGAGAUGCUCGACUCAGAAAAUGGCAACACCACUGACAUCAAUGACAACAGCAUGUGUCUCAAUGUGAAUUCUGUCUCCACAAGUGUGAUCUGCGACAAUCAGGACCAAAUCCAGCUCUACGGCCGCCACUCAGAGGCUUCAGCCAGCUAAUGGCUCCAUUCUGGUAAGCUUUCUAAUAGACCCGACUUAUUAGACUUAAAAGUGCAUUGUGUAACGUUUCAGGUGUAGGGCUCGUCAAGUGCUUUUCUCCAUGGAAAUGUUAUUACUUGUCUGGAAUGUUUCACAGUAUAGUAUUGAACUUUUCUAUCUUCACGGAGAUCAAACCAGACAAGUAACAAGCCAAGCCAAAGAGGUAACCCGACUAUUAGUCAAAAUGCCUGUUUUUCUAGGUAUUUUUGAGCUAUAAAAACACCUGUAAUUGUAUAAAGUGGAGCUGUUUAAUGUGAUACUGUGGAGGCAGAGCAGACAUAUCUACCAGAAAAGUUACACAAUGCACCUUUUAAGGCUCAUUUAUUCUCCACUUUUGAUGUAAAAAGUUCUAUGCAUAGUAGCCUUCAACUGCAUUUAUACUUCUAAGCUUUUCUACUGCCAAGACUGCAUUUUCUAAAAAUGCACUUUGAGAAUUGACCUAAAUGGAUGAAGUAGAGCAACAAAUAAACAAACAUGGAGGCACCCGCGGCAGAUUUAAGAUCGCAUCUGUAGGAAAGGGGCCAAGAAAAUGAGGUGAGAGAAGCAUUUAUUUGUCCUGCAGCUGAUUCUAGUCACAAAGUUUAGCUUCCACUGUCGCGCUGUGUUCACUACUGUCCACAGUGGUUAGCUGAUGUACCACUCCACUGCUAAGAUUCCACUUGUUCUGAAGAGACGUACUUGAUGACUCACAAAACAAUGUAGAAGACGGUCCGAAGUCUCUAUGCGCAUCCGUAGGCGUCUCAGAUGUAGAGCAUAAAUGAGCCUUUAGACAAACUUUAUUGAUCCAUAAGGGAAAUUGUUUGGGCACAAUAGCUCACACACCACAAUAAAUAUAAUAUAAUAUAACAAAGAGCAACAAUAUAAAUGGUAAUAAUGCAUUCAAAAUAAGUAGCCAAAAAAGCAAGAGAAUGGUGCAAGUAAAAAUAAGUAACAAUAAAAUAUAGAAAUAUAGUAUAAUACAAAAUAUACAAGAAGAGGGUAAGGAGAAACAGUGCAAAGACUAUGUUACAUUACAAAACAAUGCUGUAGUUCAAACUUCAAUCUACAAAUAUAUGAAAAGUGGAUGUGAUUAUUGCAUUAGUUUAGCAGCUCAUAUUUCAAAAGUUAAAAGUAAUGCUCCAGGUUGUGUAAAAUGAGCACUCUGAAUCCUAAUAUUGCAACUGUAAAAAAUUAAAGAAACAAAAAACUAUAAGGUUUAGUACAAUUUAAUCUCUUCUUUUUAAAUUUUUUUGUUUUAACAGUCCCAAUUCCCCUCAAAAUCGUUGUAUGCAUUACUCAAUUUAUCGCCAACUCUAAAUGCAAAUGUAUAAGUAAAGUUAUCUUGUUUGGAUGGAUAAUCUUAAAUGAAAAUGGAAAUGGAAAACCAAUAAAUGAUCCAGAAUACUGCAGAAAACUGUUUAUUGCUUGAUAAAUCCCCACUAACAGUUUUGAAAACCUAUAAGGAAGCAUUGCCUGGGGAAAUACAGUAUGGGAAAAAUAAAAUGUCAACCAUAUAACAUUUACUGGUAUUUGAUUCAAACAUUAGAGACCACAAACUUUUGGGAAAAUCUAGUAAUAACACAAAAUAACACUCACACACAACACUUUGUACUCACAUUACCCCCACUCCUCAUACUGCAGUGCUAUAAAGGGACGUCAAGAUUCACCAAUCAUCAAAACAGCAUGUUAUAAUGUAUGUUAUAAUGAUGUUUCCUCAGCAAAAACAUAGCUGGAGUUGUCUUAUGUUUCAUUCAUUCAUGUUUAAUACACAAACUCUGCAUAUUAGGUUGAGCUCUUCUCCCAGUCUGUUUCACCUUGUGAUGUCAUGGCAAUACAGGAAGUGCUCCACUGUGUUUUUAUACUCCAUACACCUUCAUUAGUUUCACUUCAUUUGGAUGAUUUCAGCCCUGGAAUUGCCAAUCUCUACUGAACUAAUGGUAAAAAGGUUAACUUGAAAACAACAGAGGAACAGAGUAUUUUGAGCUUUGGAGAUUUAGAGAGACUAAUAAUGCAAAAUAAUAAUAAGUGAUAAUGAAACAAAACACAACUCCAGCUGUUUUUAAUGAGGUAACAGCAUUCUAACAUGGCUUAAACCUCACAAGAGUCAAUUUUGAUUAAUAUAGGACCUUUAAAAAGCAGUGAUAAGCCAUGACCCAAUUUAUGCUGAAUGUCUAUUUUUAGCAACAUAAAACUAUAGACUGUAUAUACUAAUCUUUCCUUAAUCAUUUUUGUUUUGUUCUUGCACACAUCAUAACAUAUUGAGUAUAGAAGUAGAGAGAAGAUUUGGUGUUUCCCUUAAUGUGAGGAGACAUUUCGCUGACUAUAUAUCUGAACAGGUUUAGCACAGAGCAGGUGAGCCACUUUGUUACAAGUCUAAAUUUGGCCGUGGGCUUUGUGCACUAACUCUGAGUCUGAGGCUCUGGAAAUAAAAUGGCCUUGAUUUGUCGCCUCCAGCUUUAACUCCUAUCUCCCUGUUUCUUCUCUAACCGUCAUUCACUCUCGUUUUCAAGCGUAAAUGACUCUCUGUAUGCCUGUGCUUUGUCUUCUCUUUUUCAGAUCUGAAGACACCUCUGUAAAUCUGCAUGAACUGAUCACUAUCCUCCUGACUCUUUCCCACCUGCUAAAGCAUCUGUAUGCCUCCUGCCCCCUCUGCUACCCCCUCUUCCACCCCCUCUUCCCCCUGUAUCAUGAUGUUGUUGGACGUGUGUGGAUUUCAGUGGCAUCUGUGGCAGGCACUGCAUCUUCAGUGCAUGAGCUGCUCCCCCUUUAUCAGACUGGCUUAUGCAGUUCUUUAAAUGACCAGAUGGGUGUGCUGUUUCCCUGUUGAGAAUGGGAAUUGAAAGUCAACAUAGAUUUCAUUCAAUAGAAAAAUGUACAUUUGUUGACUCUACCUUUUUUAAUACUGCUGAUGUGUUUAACAUAUUGGAGGCCAAAUACAGAGAGGAAGUCUGUAAUGCAUUGCCACUUUUCUGUGUUUAAAUUGCAUUGUGUGACUUCUAGUGGAGGGUCCGCCACCUGUUUAUCUCCCUGGACUUGUUAUGGCUUUGUCUAGAAUGUUCCACAGUAUAGAUUAAACCUAUCACAAGGGAGACAGGCAGGUUACAGCAUUACGAUACAUUACAAUUCAGUUCUGUGGAGAAGGAAGGAAAUUAAUGUAUUUUUGAGCAAUAUAAACACCCAUAAUGAGUAAACAUUGAUAGAUAUGUUUAAUGUCAUACCAUGGAAUUUAUCGGGGAAAGCAAUAUCAUCUCCAUGGAGACAAGUAGUAGCGGACCUUCCACUAGAAAAGUUGCGCAGUGCACCUUUAAGUACAUAGCAAAAUACAUAGACGUAAUAGGUUUGAUGCUGGUGCCUGUUGUCGUUGGCACAAAAUCAACAAUUUGAAGUCCAUAUCUAUUUAAGUUGAUGCUAAAUUGGCCACUGUUUUAUUCUGGAUUGAAAAGAUUGUUGUACCCCAUUUCACAAUAAGCCCAACAUAAUGAAUGUAUAAAAAGUAUUAAAGAGUAGUACAUAGAAUAGUGGGGUACUUAUUGGGGUACUUGUUUUGCAGAAUGAUACACAAUGCAAACCAACGCAAGCCGGUUUUUGGCUUUAAUGUUAGAAGAACUGUCAUUUUAAUGUAUUACGUGUUUAUAGAGCAAACAAACAGGAAUUGGUUUACAAAGAGAGGGUUCAGACACUAAUAUAUCACCUUACAAAGUCCCCAAAUAACUUCUAGAUGGUCACAUUUGUACACAAACUAAACUUUCAAAAGGAGGGUGAACCACAUUUGAAAAUAGCUAAAAAAUGUUAGAGUAUUUUGUGGUUUCGUCAGUCAUGGCAUGUUUGGCAUUUUGUAUGAAACUCUGGUUGUAACUGUGCGAAUAGCAGUAUAACCACAAAUCACUGCAAAAGACCUUAUGGACCAAUAUUAUGUGGUGAACUUUUUAAACUACCCCAAAAAAUGCUUGUGGGGGUGCUGCGUGUGGUAUGUUGUCCUUGUCAUCAAAGCAUGGCACAGUAAAGAAAAAAA
Boleophthalmus pectinirostris (great blue-spotted mudskipper) is the source of this 7285-nucleotide messenger RNA. RefSeq names its product kinesin family member 5A, b (gene kif5ab). The record is from RefSeq and is a predicted model, not a curated record. Lineage: Eukaryota; Metazoa; Chordata; Actinopteri; Gobiiformes; Gobiidae. The coding region runs from base 1 to 3255 and encodes 1084 amino acids. Gene Ontology annotation, biological process: microtubule-based movement. The transcript is spliced from 28 exons. Gene Ontology annotation, molecular function: ATP binding; microtubule motor activity; microtubule binding.